GCUGUAAUUCCUGCUGUUGGGGAGAAGCGGAAGGACCGCUACAAAUUCAAGGUCAGUGUGCGCCUUAGAGCGAAGUCCAGGCAAAAGGGGCGGGGCGGGCCACAGGUGGCUGCUGGGGCGGAGCCAGCGCUGCUCCGUGACGUCACAGGCUCCCUCCCGUGAGCCCUUGCGGCCAGCGUUCCCGCGUUCUUCAGGGUAGGGGUUUGGGCGCAUCAUGCCUGCCUGCCGAGCGCAGGCGUCUGCCUCCGAGCAAGCCUGGCUUGAGGCUGCCCAGACCUUCAUUCAAGCCACCCUUUCCCCAGCUGGCAAGGAGCCUAAUAUACAGUUGACUCAGUCAGUAAUCGAUUGUGUGAAGGAGACGUGGCUGUCCCAGAGGGAGAACCAGGAUUUUACACUGCCCCUGAACUACAGUUUUGUCUCGGUGCAGAACCUCCAGACCCACCAGCGCCUGCCAUGCUGCAGCCACUUGUCCCGGAGCGGCCAUGCUCACCAGGCUUGGUCCCAGGGAGCUGGGCCAGGGGCCAGUCUCCUGCCCCGGGAGCCGCUGUUACUUCUGGGGACGCUAAUAAACCUGUCUGAGGAUUUGGAACAGGAGUGCAGGAGUGGAAGCCUGUAUGUGAGAGACAACACUGGAAGCGUGGGCUGUGAGCUUACAGAUCUAGACCUUUCUUGGUUGGGCCAUCUCUUCCUGUUCCCCAGUUGGAGUUACCUCCCUCCUGCCAAGAAGAAUUCCUUGGGGGAAGGGCACUUGGAGCUGUGGGGUACCCCCGUGCCAGUGUUUCCUUUGGCUGUCCGUCCUGACCCUCUCACGCCAAUCCCUGUCCUCUACCCAGAAAAGGCGUCCUGCCUGCUCAGAUACAGAAAGAAGCACAAAGUAAAGGAGCCAAAUCUGGCUGGGAAACUGGUCCGUCUGAGUGCCCUGGUGAUAACUCAGAACAAAAGGUACUUCGUCCUGACACUUGGUGAAUUAUCCCACGCUGAGAGCCAAGCCGGCAGCCAGGUGUCGGUCAUUGUACAGAUUCCUGCCCAGAUGGUGUGGCACCGAGUCCUUCGGCCUGGUAGGGCCUAUAUACUGACAAAAUUGCGAGUAACCAAGACCCGAGGUCGCCGUUACUCUAUUUGGACAACCAUUCCAUCUUCGGAUCUGGUACCGCUGAGACCAGAUUAUGUACAAGAGCUGGAGCUGGACAUAAGGUUCUUGGAAGCUGACCUUAUACCACUUCCCCAGCCCACGAACUCCAAAGACAGCGGCAGGCAAGAAGGUCUUUUCCGGAAUUCCAAAAUCUUACAUUAUUUGGGGACAGUCACUGAUGUGUUGAAUGAGUCUGCCAGCCUCUACAUUCUAGAUGGGGAGCUGAUUCUCUGCCUGGCAUACCAGCAUAUCCGUGGCCUCAGGCGGGUGAUUCGACCAGGGGUCCGUCUGGAGCUCCGAGAUGUUCAUCUCCUCCAGUCAGUGGGUGGAGGAACAACAAGACCCGUCCUAGCACUCUGCCUCCAUGGCACCCUGCUUCUUCAGAGCUUUUCUCCUCUUAAGCCUGAAAGUUUGCCACCCUUCAAAGUUCGUGGUGCCUCCUUGUAUGAGCAACUCGUGUGGGAACGUCAGCUAGGACUUCCCUUAUACUUAUGGGCUACCAAGGCGCUGGAGGAGCUGGCCUGCAAGCUGUGUCCCUAUGUGUUGAGAUACCACCAGUUCCUGAGGCAUUCCUCUCCUGGGAACCCCAGCUUGGCACUGCAGCUCCUGGCUCCCUCCUGGGAUGUUCUUAUUCCACGUGGCACCCCCGUUCGGCAUGCACACAGUGAGCUCCUGGAAGAGCCACAUCACUGUCCCCAUCAGAAAUACACUCAGGUGCAGACCCCCUGCUCCUUCCCUACAUUACUCGACCUGGCAGAGGAAGGGCAGCGCAGGGCUUGGGCUGCCUUUGAUCCAAAGGCCCUUCUGCCUCUCUCAGAAGCUGCCCACCUGACCAGCUGCCAACUGAAUCGCCACCUAGCCUGGUCCUGGUUCUGCCUGCCAUCCUGUGUGUUCCAGCCAGCCCAGGUUCUCCUUGGGGUGCUGGUGGCUUCAUCUCAUACAGGUUGUCUGCAACUUCGGGACCUGAGAGCUUCACUGCCCUGCAUGCCCUUGACUGAGAAUUCGCAGCCCCUCACUGACCCAAAGCUUAUAGGCUGCCUGGUGCGGGUGGAGAAGUUCCGGCUGGUGGUAGAGAGAGAAGUCAGGAGCAGCUUCCCUUCCUGGAAGGAGCUGGACGUGGCAGGCUUCAUCCAGAAGAAGCAGGCCAGAGUCUAUGUCCAGUUCUUCCUGCCUGACGCUCUGAUCCUGCCUGUGCCCAGACCCACCUUUGAUUCAGAGUCACCUCAGACCGACCCCUCCUGCCCAGAGGAACCCCGUGUGGGACAGAGCCGUCUAUUCUUGCUGUCCCACAAGGAGGCCCUCAUGAAACGUAACUUUUGUGUCCUUCCGGGAGCCAGAUUACGGCCCCCGAAGCCCACCCUGAGUUUCUAUGUGUCAGGAACUUGGCUUUGUGGCACACAGAGGAAGGAGGGAUCUGGAUGGGGCCCACCUGAGUCUCUAGGAGUUGAGAACAAGGAUCAAAAGGUCUCCCUCAUCUUCCUUGGCUCUUCAGUUCGAUGGUUUCCAUUCUUGUACCCAAACCAAGUCUACCGCCUCGUGGCUCCCGGCCCCUCACAGACACCAAUGUUGUUUGAGACAGAGCGUUCGUCUGGCCCAUCUCAGCGUCCUCUGGAACUGGCUGGCACACAGUCUUGCCUCACUGUCCAAGAGGAGUGGACCCUGGAACUUGGGAGCUCUCAGGACAUACCUAAUGUACCAGAGAUCUCCAAAGCACUGCCUGAGUCCUCGCUGACCCACCUGCUUAGUGACAACAUCUCCAAUUCCUUGGUGUCUUUCUCUGCUGAAAUUUUGUCUCGGAUACUGUGUGAACCACCUCUGGCCCUUCGCCGGAUAAAGCCUGAGAAUGCCGGGGCUGUUAAAACGGGCGUGAAGCUAACGGUAGCUCUAGAAACGGAUGACUGUGACUAUCCCCCUCACCUGGACAUAUAUAUCGAAGAGCCACACUUGCCUCCCCAAAUAGGACUCCUCCCAGGAGCCCGAGUCCACUUCAGCCAGCUGGAGAAGAAGAUUUCCAGAUCCAACAUUGUUUACUGUUGCUUCCGGCCAUCCACUUCCGUGCAGGUCCUGAGCUUCCCCCCAGAGACGCAAGCCAGGGCGCCCCUGCCCCACAUCUACCUGGCUGAACUUCUCCAGGGUGGCCGGGGGCCCUUCCAGGCCACUGCCUCUUGCCAUGUUGUUUUUGUCCUGAGCCUUCAGAUCCUGUGGGUGUGUGCCCAUUGCACCAGCCUUGCCCCCCAGGGGAGGUGUAGUCGGCAGGACCACAACUGUCCAGCUCAGACGGCUAUCAGCCAGGCCAGUAUCAGGCUCUUGGUAGAAGACGGCACUGCGGAGGCCACAGUGACCUGUAGGAAUCACCACGUGGCAGCAGCACUCGGGCUGAGUCCUAGUGAGUGGACCUCGGUCCUCGAGUGUGCACGGAGGCCAGGGAGAGUGGCCUUGCAGUUUACAGGCCCGGGGGCCCCGACAGAGUCUCCAAGCAAAACCCAUGAACCCUUGGCCCUGUUCCUCCGGACACUCUGUGGCAGCCCCUCUGUCCUCCGACCUAUUAAGCUUUCUUUUGCACUUGAGAGGAGACCCUCUGAUGUCACCCCACUAGAACCGGCCCGGCUGCAGCAGUUCCAGUGUGGAGAGCUCUCCCUGCGGACCAAAGUGAACCCCAGGCCCCGACUGCUCUGCCUCUCCCUCCAGGAGCCGGAGCUCCCCGCCGCUCCCUCUUGACGGAACUCCAGAGGUGGUCGGUCUCAGUGCUCCAGGACGCUGCAGUCGGAGCUGCAGUCGGAGCUGCAGUCGGAGCUGCAGUCGGAGCUGCGGCCGCUGUCCUCUGUAGUUAACCCUGAGAACAGCCAACCGCAGCCGAUGGCGGGUUUCCCUCAGGUCGGGGUAGGCGGCCCGCGCCCCUAGGUGCCCUGAGUGCGUGGGGUCUGCCAUGUGUGGGGAGCAGAGCAAGAACUUGUCCCUACGACCGUGUGUGAUCGGCCUUGGGGCCGCAAUAAACCGCUCUGAGGCCUUG
Molecule: messenger RNA, 4142 nt
Organism: Peromyscus maniculatus bairdii (prairie deer mouse)
Lineage: Eukaryota; Metazoa; Chordata; Mammalia; Rodentia; Cricetidae
Gene: Ctc1
Product: CST telomere replication complex component 1
Biological process (GO): telomere maintenance via telomere lengthening; positive regulation of DNA replication
Cellular component (GO): CST complex
Molecular function (GO): telomeric repeat DNA binding; single-stranded DNA binding
Source: RefSeq, a predicted model, not a curated record